Molecule: messenger RNA, 3322 nt
Organism: Lynx canadensis (Canada lynx)
Lineage: Eukaryota; Metazoa; Chordata; Mammalia; Carnivora; Felidae
Product: protocadherin beta-17-like
Exons: 2
Coding region: 241-2691 (816 amino acids)
Biological process (GO): homophilic cell-cell adhesion
Cellular component (GO): plasma membrane
Molecular function (GO): calcium ion binding
Source: RefSeq, a predicted model, not a curated record
GCCUGUAUGUUAUCAUAUUGAAGUUAUCAAUUUGAACGCGUGGUGGCAGUGCAGGCUAAGAGAGUGAAUAAAGCUCUGCAGAUUCGGUGGACUCCAUUUUAUUCAGAGACCCCCUCUCCCCUCAAAUACAGGACACAUUUACAGCUAGAGCAAAGUUAGAAGUAUUCAGGAAGGCAGUCGUCACCAGAGAAGUUAUAAGACAAAUUCGAAAUUCAACAGCAAAGAGAUUACGGAGGGUAGAUGAUGGACGUGGUGAUUGGGACUGGAAAAGGAUUUUUUCCUCUGGAAUCAGACCUAAUGGAAAUGGCGCAAACAAAAGUACAUCGCAAGAAAAGGCAAGUGACUAUCCUCAUUAUAUGGAUGAUUUUGUGGGAAGUGGGUUCAGAAUCGAUUCAAUAUUCUGUACUGGAGGAGACAGAAAGUGGCACGUUUGUGGCCAAUUUGACAAAGGAUCUGGGACUGAAGAGAGGAGAGCUGGCUGAGCGGGGUGCUCAGGUCGUUUUCAAGGGGAACAGACAGCAUUUGCAGCUUGACCCACAGACUUAUGAUUUGCUGCUAAAUGAGAAACUGGACCGGGAAGAGCUGUGUGGUUCCACUGAGCCCUGUGUGCUACCUUUCCAAGUAUUACUGGAAAAUCCUUUGCAGUUUUUUCAGGCUGCUUUACGACUACUAGAUGUAAAUGACCAUGCCCCAGAAUUCCUGGAAAAUGAAAUCCUCCUGAAAAUCUCGGAAAGCAGCCAUCCAGGGACUGCAUUUCCUUUGAAAAUAGCUCAAGAUUUAGAUGUGGGCAGUAACACAGUUCAGAACUACACUAUUAGCACCAACUCCCAUUUCCACCUUUUCACUCUAAAUCACAGUGAUGGCAGGAGAUACCCUGAGCUGGUGCUGGACAAAGCGCUGGACCGUGAGGAGCAAUCAGAGCUCAGGUUAACGCUCACGGCGCUGGAUGGUGGGUCACCGCGGAGAACUGGGACUUCUCAGGUUCUCAUUGUAGUCCUAGACAUAAAUGAUAAUGCCCCUGAAUUUGCUCAGCUGCUCUAUGAGGUCCAGGUCCCAGAAAACAGCCCUGUAGGUUCCCUCGUCAUCACCGUGUUUGCUACAGAUUUAGAUGCUGGGACCUAUGGAGAGUUAUCCUACUCAUUUUUCCAAUCCUCAAAUCAAGUGAUUCAGGCCUUUGAAAUAAACGCAGUCACGGGGGAAAUUCGAUUAAAAAAAACGUUGGAUUUUGAGGAAAUUCGAUCUUAUCGUUUGGAAAUUGAGGCCUCAGAUGGUGGGGGUCUUUCGGGAAAAUGCACUAUAGCCAUAGAAGUGAUGGAUGUAAACGACAACGCCCCCGAACUGACAAUGUCAGUACUCAUCAGUGAUAUCCCAGAAAACACGCCUGACACCGUCGUCGCGAUUUUCGGAAUUUCAGAUCCAGACUCCGGGGAAAAUGGCAAAAUGAUGUGUACCAUCCAAGACCAUCUCCCCUUCUUUCUGAAACUUACUGUAGAAAAUUUCUACACUUUGGUGACUGAAAGAGCGCUGGAUAGAGAGAGCCAGGCCGAGUACAACAUCACCAUCACCGUCACCGACUUAGGGACCCCCAGGCUGAAAACGCAGCACAACAUAACCGUGACGGUCUCCGACGUCAACGACAACGCCCCCGCCUUCAGCCAAACCACCUACACCCUGCGCGUCCGCGAGAACAACAGCCCCGCCCUGCACAUCGGCCUCGUGAGCGCCACGGACAGGGACUCGGGCGCCAACGCCCAGGUCACCUACUCGCUGCUGCCGCCCGCGGACCCGCAGCUGCCCCUGGCCUCCCUGGUGUCCAUCAACGCGGACAACGGGCAGCUGUUCGCGCUCAGGUCCCUGGAUUACGAGGCGCUGCAGGCGUUCGAGUUCGGCGUGCGCGCGGCCGACCGCGGCUCGCCCGCGCUCAGCAGCCAGGCGCGGGUGCGCGUGCUGGUGCUGGACGACAACGACAACGCGCCCUUCGUGCUGUACCCGCCGCAGAACGGCUCUGCGCCCUGCACCGAGCUGGUGCCCAGGGCGGCCGAGGCGGGCUACCUGGUGACCAAGGUGGUGGCGGUGGACGGCGACUCGGGCCAGAACGCCUGGCUGUCGUACCAGCUGCUCAAGGCCACGGAGCCCGGGCUGUUCGGCGUGUGGGCGCACAACGGCGAGGUGCGCACGGCGCGGCUGCUGAGCGAGCGCGACACCGUCAAGCACAGGCUGGUGGUGCUGGUCAGGGACAAUGGCGAGCCGCCGCGCUCGGCCAGCGUCACGCUGCACGUGCUGCUGGUGGACGGCUUCUCGCAGCCCUACCUGCCGCUCCCAGAGGUGGCGGCGGCCGAGGCGCGGGCCGACCCGCUCACCGUCUACUUGGUCGUCGCCUUGGCGUCCGUGUCGUCGCUCUUCCUGUUCUCGGUGCUGGUGUUCGUGGCGGUGCGGCUGUGCAGGCGGAGCCGGGCGGCGUCUGCGGGUCGCUGCUCGGGGCCCGAGGGCCACUUUCCGGGCCACCUGGUGGACGUCAGCGGCACGGGGACGCUGUCGCAGAGCUACCAGUAUGAGGUGUGUCUUCGGGGAGGCUCGGGGACCAGUGAGUUCAAGUUUCUGAAGCCCAUUUUCCCCAACUUCGUGGGUGAAGCAGCUGGUAGGGACGCCGAGGAAAACUCUAAUUUUACAAAUAAUUUUGGGUUCACUUAGGCAUGUCACCUUAAGGGGAGAUAUAUGAUGAUACUAACUAAUGUAUUAUUAGUUCGCAACCUGUUCAUUCACAUAAAGAACUACAUAUUCACACAAUAAUUAUUGUCAUAUUUAUAGGUAUUUCAGCCUAUUGAGGUAUUUUACGUUCUGAAUCUCUGGGUUUUUGGUGGUGGUGGUGGUGGUGGUGGUGGUGUUUUUAGCCAGCUCACAUUUUGCUGUUCAUACAAUAGGGGAGAAAUGGUGUAUCUAUUUUGUGGGGGUAAGAUUUUUGGAGGUCAGAAAUGUUUUCAGGUUCCUGAUGUUUGAGCUUGUUCACUAAUAUCUUGUUAUGGCUAAGAGAAUUGUGUUUUCUGAUUAUCAUUAGCAUAGAGUAUUGUAAAUCAUGACUUCCAAUUUUAAAAAUACUUUUCACUUAUACAAAUGAAUUAUACUUUUCACUUAUACAGAAAAAACUUGUCACGUUAGAAAUUGUUAGAUUUCUGUAGUAGUGUUUUGUCUUGCCUCAAAGGAACUAAUAUUUUAUCUGGGUGUCGUCUAAGUUGAGUAUUGUCUUUCAAAAUUGAUCUCUUUGGAUUAUAUCAUCUGAUACAAUUUUAAAGAAUUCAGUCCCUGUUAAAUAGAAAAAAUGUUG